AACUGGCUCGUUGAAGCCAGAAUUACGAACGUUUAGUCUCACUUGGAUACUCGUCGCAAGCGGUUGUGUGCGACAACGCGGCGCACUACCAUUUUCCUUAACCGACUCCGAACGCGAACACAACAAACAUAUAGCCGAAUGAAACGAAGAACCACAAAAAAUUGGUGUUGAAUUAAAUCUCCCCAUACACAACUAACUGUAUAUUCAUUAAUGGUGCAAAUACUUGUGGAUUCGUGUGUUUGCGAGGGAAGUGCAAAGAAUUUAGAAAUAAAUGAAAUUAUUAUACAAAUAUAAGUGGCAAAAGUUCGUUAAAUAGUGAGCAGUACGAAAUAACGUUACAAUAUUUAUAUGUGUAUUUGUGUAUGUAUAAAUUAAAUGGUGUAAUAAUCGCAGACGCUGGUUGAAAGAAAUUUACGUACUCCAAAUAUUUAGCUCGCUCCACCUACCCACCAGCUCUACCUACAUUCAAACACACCUCCCACCAGCACCAGUGGAGUAGGAAGUGAUAUUCGUUGGCAUACAUAAAUAAAUAGCACAGGAGCCAAGCAGUUAGGCAGUCAGUCCGCCAAUUGGGUUGUGCCUCCCUGUGUCGGUGUGCCUGUAUGUGUCUAUAUGGUGGAAGUUUGGUGGCCUCAUCGCACAGCUGCAGCUCGUCGAAGGACUAAAUUUGGCAUUUAUGCGAAAGAAAUUAAUUUUAAUUAUGCCUUUGUAUAUGCGUGUGCUCUUUGUAACUGUGUUUGGUGAUAAUUUAAAAAUUGCUACUGACUAAUUGUCAAAGUGUUUGAGUGUGUUAGUAAAUGACAUCAACAAGUAAUAAAACAGAAAUUUUACAAGCAAAAAAGAUGCUGUAAGGCAGGGAAUAAUGUGCAUUUACUAAAAAAAUAUAUAUAUAUAAAAGUAGUAAUAUAUACCAAAAGCGUGUCACAACAAUCAUUUAACGGUUAAUAGUCAGCCAAAGGCAGACAGCACACAUGCAAACAAAAAUGUUAUAGUAUGCAAAGAAUACAAGAUAUUGGCUACACACAAAGUCAAUGUGAAAGACCACCUGUGAGUCACAAUAAUAAUAAUAACAACAACAACAACGAUUCAUAAAUAUUUACACAAAGGAGUCGUCAUAAGACGACAACGCCCCCACCUACAUACAAACGCAAAUAUAAGUAAAUAUAUAUAUAUAUUUUAUUUAACCAGCGUGAGCAAUCGGCGACCAACUCUUAUAGCAAUUAAGCACCCACCUUAUCGACUACGCUUUGCAGCACCUACAGCCCACCUACGUAGACGCCGUGUAAUAGCGACGCUUACGCCACAGCCUACACAUGGGUCGCCGCAAAGAUAAGCCGCGUCUCAUACCGGAACAGGAUAAGCGCAUCUGUCGCGCCAUUUGCCUCUGCCAAUUGACCAUGGUCUUGUCCUGUGUGUCCAUCGUUUACCUGAGCGUUGCCAUCUAUUCGCCAUCACUUAAAGCAUUCAAAUCUGGUUUCGAACUCGACCCCGUCAUGUGCCAAACGGUCGAUCGCCAAAUGCCAAAUAACUGCCCGUGGGCUUCAUGCGGCGAAUGGUGUCUGACGCGUACAAGUGGGUUUUGUCCACAAAUACACUCGGUGGUGCGGCGUAACGGUACCGAUAUUCAACUCAAUAAUUGCACGCGAAUCGCCAAUACAUCCUGUGCCAUGAUCGACAUGAAUCGUUUGAACAAAUUUAACUGCAAUAACGGCACAGUUUGUAAUAAUAUUCGUGGCGUCUUCAACUGCUCCAAUGGUCACUGCAAAAACAUGUCCGAAUUCUUUUUGUGUCAUCACAAGCCUGAUGGUCCCACUAUUAACUCCGCAAAGGACAAUACGAAAUUGAAUGGAUUUUUCGAGUGUCACGGCGUACACUGCACGAAGAUCAAGAAGCCAUUCACAUGCGAUCGUUACUGCACGAAGAUCACAACGACAUCGAUCAAUGUGCUGUUAAUGCAUGAGGACACCGUUAUCACCGCCGAUUGCGACACCGCUGUUGCCUUCAAUGAGGCACGCGGCAGCGAACAUGGUGCUAAAAUUGAACCCACCGAAAUCUGGAAGGAUGAAGAUGGUCAACUGUUGACCAAUUGCGCUACGGUGAAGCGAGAGGGCGAUAAGAUAUUCGCAACAGACUGCCUGAAUGGCACCCUAUUGGAGCCAGGCACACUGCCACAACCAUUCAUGAAUUUCACACAAUUCUGGAGCAUAUAUGCGAAUAGCACACAUUCCAUCGAUCCGGAACAGCGUUUCCUACCCAAUCAGGCCAAUCUGACAAUUUACACGUGGAAAAAGUUAUAUAUCAAUUUGGAGGGCUGCGUGAAUACGUUGCGCGGCGAAUGCAAGGAUUUCGUAGCACGCUAUGGCAACGAUGGCGAUAACAACACAGCGCAGUCACGCUAUCAGUGUUACUACAACAAGGAUCCAGCUGUGGAGUUUGUGGUGGCACGCUACGACUUGGACAAGGUCUAUCGUGAGCUGUUGGUGUCGCUAAUUGUACCGAUUGUUUUGUUUGUGGUUUCAUCGAUUUCACUUUGCAUAAUAACGAAAUUGGUCAAGGUUGGCGACGAUGCCAAAAUGCGCUGUGUCUGCUCGGGUGAUGACUCCGACUUGGAGGAUAACUAUCGUGGUAAACAACGCAAGCAGGGCACACAAAUAUACGAAACGGACGAUGAUAUGGAUAUCAGGCGCAGAAAUAUCGAGGAGGAACCACCCAUCGACACACAUGAAAUGAUCGGUAGCACGAAAUCGCUGAUACCGUUAAGUCCUGCCACCGAAUCGGGCACCAGUGAUCGUACCUACGAUGAUGAGAAAGCUUCCAGAUGCGACGCGCCCGAAAAGCCACUCGUCGAGCUUUAAACGAUAAUUCGACGUUGAAGCGGAGAUUCUAAUAUGCACAACUACAUACACAAAAUAUUCAUGCCGCCAUUUAAAAAACAUCUUGGAACGCGAAAAUUUCAACGGGCGACGAGAAUGACAUCAUUUGUAUUUAUAUCGCUUCAUAAUUAACGAUCAUUUGAUUAUACGAAGACACCAUAAAAUACAAUGACUGCCUUAUACGAAAAAGAAAUACAAAUACAACAACAAAAAGGGAAGCAACUAUUUAGAGAAGUAAAAAUCAAAAACAAAAACACAAAAAUAUUGUAAAACUUAUGUAUACACAAAUAUGUCGUGUAUUCUAUAUGUAUGUAAUUACACAGAUUUACAUAUGUAUUUAGCUUAUCUUGAAUCAAAUGACGAAAUUACUCAAAACUAAAAGUUGCUAACAAAAAAUGAUAUAUGUAGUUUACAGAACAGAUUUUUCAAAAAAAAUUUCGAAGAAAUGUCUUCAAUAACACAAGCUUGAUGUUUGUUUUAACACUGUUUUCAAAAACGUUUCUAGCUUUGUGCAUAUGAGGGUAACUGAAAGUGUUUCUCUUUCAAUGUUUGAGUUUUCGAUUAGUCAAAAUCUUCGAAAUAUAGAUCAAAUAGGUCAGUUUAUCUUCAAAGAGCAUUUUUUUAAUUUGCUGCGAUGAUUCGGAGAUAAAUGAUUCAAUCAUUAUGAUCUGUUCGUUCUAUAUAGUAUAAUUAUCCGUUCA
This is a messenger RNA of Bactrocera dorsalis (oriental fruit fly), 3574 nucleotides long. RefSeq lists its product as uncharacterized. Gene Ontology annotation, biological process: regulation of sodium ion transport. The transcript is spliced from 9 exons. The record is from RefSeq and is a predicted model, not a curated record. The coding region runs from base 1314 to 2855 and encodes 513 amino acids. Gene Ontology annotation, molecular function: sodium channel regulator activity. NCBI's taxonomy places the organism in Eukaryota, Metazoa, Arthropoda, Insecta, Diptera, Tephritidae.